Neoarius graeffei (lesser salmon catfish) is the source of this 5411-nucleotide messenger RNA. RefSeq names its product kinesin family member 14 (gene kif14). Gene Ontology annotation, biological process: microtubule-based movement. The record is from RefSeq and is a predicted model, not a curated record. NCBI's taxonomy places the organism in Eukaryota, Metazoa, Chordata, Actinopteri, Siluriformes, Ariidae. The coding region runs from base 339 to 5042 and encodes 1567 amino acids. Gene Ontology annotation, molecular function: ATP binding; microtubule motor activity; microtubule binding. The transcript has 29 exons.
AGGUUCCUCGAGUGAGGUUUGAAUUGAAGCGGCAAGAUGGCGGCGUAGGCAAGAGAAACUGUCUGUGUUAAAGGUAAACAAAGCGAUUUUAGUUUGUUUUUUCCCCCGUAAAAGUGCGUUUCCAUACCAGUUUAGAGCUUUAUUUUAUUUAGAACGAACGAAGUUGACAGGUAAAGUUUUAAUAAAUAAGUUACGCUUGAGCUAUAGUUAGUUAAUUUAAGAUUCUUCAGCAUGUCAAAGAGGUUAUAAUUAAAGUUGCCUUGUUUUAAUGCUUAAAAAAUCGGAUAUUAAUUAGUUAGUCGCAAACUAUCAGUGUUUGGAAAGCAGUGGAGAAGAAAAUGGAUGAGAAAGAGGAAAUAUCAUCUCUGAGUAACUCUAAAGAGAUCAACAAGACCUAUAUAAUAUCCACCCUGACAAGCAGAUGUGAUGAGGUUUCAAAUGCUGGGCCUGGUCUUCUCACUCUUCAAAGAAGAAAUACAAACAGCAAAACCACAAUGGGUGGUGAUCAUGAAGCAUGUGAAAAUACCGAGAACCAAAGGCAGGGGAAACGGUUAACUUUACAGAGGAGAACCAGAGCAGGCUCCACUGAUAAAGGCUCUCAUCCACAUCUACCUCCACCUCAACACACAUCUGGCAUGACCGAGAAACGAGCAUGGACUUCUUCAAAGAUCCUGUCUGAGCCAAACAGCCGAACAGGUUCAGCUCCUCCUCUGCGAUGUGCCAGUCUGAAACUGAAAAACAGCACCAAAGAGAUCAUCAAGCCAGUAAACACAUCUGGAGGGACUAUAGAGAAAGAACAAAAAACAUUCUCAACCCCAACCGGGAAAACCCAGUUUGAGAGAAUAAGUCUGAAGAAAGAAGUUUUUGAAAGAUUAUCCACAAAAGAUCAAUCCAAAGCAUUAAAACAAUCAGGUGUUGAAAGGCAAAAGCAGUCAAGUGGAGACCCGAUUCCAGGUUCAGCCAAUAAGAAGUUUCCGAUUAUCAGUCAAAACCGGAGCACGAUAUCCAAUAUGAGAAAGACCACAACUCCACUUUCUAUGGUUUUGACCCCGAAAUCUAAGCUUUCUUCAUGUGAAACACGGGUUUCUGUCGAAUCUGGGAGUCAGACUGUGGCUUCAUCAUCUAAAGAGCUGAAGAUGGAGAACAGUGCGGUGACGGUGGCAGUGCGAGUAAGACCUUUCAGUCACAGGGAAAAGAAUGAGAAGACCAGUCAAGUGAUUUUCAUGGAGAACAAUGAGACUGUAGUUCACCAUCCCGACACUAAACAGACAUACACCUUCUCUUUUGACUUCUCCUUCUACUCGACUGAUGAAAUGGACCCCAAGUUUGCUAGUCAGCAGACGAUUUAUAAGAAGUUGGCUCGACCCUUACUUGAAAGAGCAUUUGAAGGAUUUAACACCUGCCUUUUUGCAUAUGGACAAACAGGCUCAGGAAAGUCCUACACUAUGAUGGGUUUUGGUGAGGAGGAUGGAGUUAUACCCAGAUUCUGCGAGGAGGUUUUUGCAAGGGUGUCCAAUGCUGAUAAGAAUGAGGUGACUUAUCACCUGGAGAUGAGCUACUUUGAGGUGUAUAAUGAGAAGAUCCAUGAUUUGCUUGUGGUGAAGGAUGAGCAAAACCAAAAGAAGAUGCCCUUGCGGGUCAGAGAACACCCGACUGAUGGGCCAUAUGUUGAAGCUCUAUCUACGAAUGUGGUCAGCUCCUGUGCUGAUAUCCAGGCCUGGCUUGAGCUUGGGAAUAAACAGCGAGCUACUGCUGCUACAGGCAUGAACGACAAAAGCUCCAGGUCUCACUCUGUCUUCACUCUGGUCAUGACUCAGACUAAGACAGAAUUAGUGGAAGGAGAAGAACAUGACCACAGAAUAAUCAGCAGAAUCAACCUGGUGGAUUUAGCCGGGAGCGAGCGCUGUGCCACGGCUCAGACCAGUGGAGACCGGCUGAGGGAGGGAGCAAGUAUCAACAAAUCUUUGCUCACUCUGGGGAAGGUGAUUUCUUCACUCUCUGAACAAGCUCAAGGCAGAAAGAAAAUCUUCAUCCCAUACAGGGAAUCGGUCCUGACAUGGUUACUGAAGGAAAGCCUGGGUGGAAACUCAAAGACAGCCAUGAUUGCAACAGUGAGUCCAGCCACGAGCAACGUGGAUGAGAGCCUGAGCACUCUGCGCUAUGCUCAGCAGGCUCGCCUCAUCAUCAACGUAGCCAAGGUCAACGAGGACACCAAUGCCAAGCUGAUCCGAGAGCUGAAAGCAGAGGUGGAGAAGCUGCGGGCCGCCCAAAUGAGCUCUCAGGGCAUCAAUCCAGAGAAAAUGAGACAAUUCCAGCAGGAAAUCUUCACCCUGAAGACUCAACUGUCUCAGCAGGAACGUGAAAUGGCUGAGGUGCACAGAACAUGGAAGGAGAAACUGGAGCAUGCCGAGAGGAGGAAACGUGAAGAGACCAAAGAGCUCCAGCGUGUAGGCAUCACAUUUAAAGUGGAUAACCGGCUCCCCAACCUUGUGAACCUGAAUGAGGAUCCUCAGCUGUCAGAGAUGCUCUUAUACAUGAUUAAGGAGGGGCAGACCAAGGUCGGCAAGCUCAAGUCUGAGUCGGCCCACGACAUCCAGCUCUCCGGGACUCUUAUUGCUGAUGAACAUUGUGUUAUCUCCAAUGUUGAUGGCACAGUCAGCAUCACCCCUAUGGAAAAUGCCAAGACCUUUGUGAAUGGAAACCUUGUAUCUGAAGCGACUGUCCUCCACCAUGGUGACCGAGUGAUUCUUGGAGGAGAUCACUAUUUCCGCUUCAACCACCCGGCCGAGGUGCGGUGUGGAAAGCGGGCGUCCUGUUGGAGUAAUGGAGAUGGCCAGAAGGACUUUGAGUUUGCCAAGAAUGAGCUACUUUCAGCUCAGAGAGCUCAACUAGAGGCGGAGAUUGAAGAUGCCCGAAUGAAAGCCAAAGAAGAGAUGAUGCAGGGGAUCCAGGUGGCCAGAGAAAUGGCCCAGAAAGAGUUGUGUGACCAGAAGCUUCAGUAUGAGAACCGGAUACAAGUCCUGGAGAAAGAACUUGAGGAGGAGAAUGAAAGAAAAAGGGCACAGGAGCUUGAGCGGCAGAAGGUCGCUAGCGAGAUGGAGGAACUGCAGACUGCGAAGUCUCUCCUGGAGCAAGAAAUGAGCGUGCACAAGAAACGGUUACAAAUGGAGGCCCAGGCUGCCAGACAGGCCAUGGCCGAUAAUGAUAUUCGACAUGCUAAAAUCCUUGAAGCGCUGGAAGCAGAGAAGAGGAAAAUCGCAGAAGAUCUAGCUGAUAUUCAGAAGAAACGUGCCUUGAAGGUCAACCAGACUCCCAAGACUGCUCCUCCACAGUGGGAUGCCAUGAAAUUGUCACUUAUGAUUGAAGAAGCGAACAAAAUAAGUGCGAAGUUCAGGAAGCACACACUGUUUAGCAGGCAUGAAGUACCUGAGAUGGGGAAUAUUGGGGGAAACGCUGAAAUGCAAAUCCAAGUGCAGAACACUAAACUGGGCAUCUCCACCUUCUGGAGCAUGGAGAAAUUUCAAAGCAACUUGGCUGUCAUGAGGGAGCUGGAACAGGGAGUUUGCACCUCGAAAGAUGAUGAUGAUGUGUUUUAUGACCCCAAUGAUCACUGGGAGCCAGAUAUAUCUUCAGCAUCUGCAGAGUCGUCUUUCUCUCGCAGAAGGAGCAGGAGUCUGCUGAAGAGCAGGCGCAUCUCUGGGCGACUCUAUGAGAUCAGAGUGCACCCCAUUCAGAGCUUAAACGGCACCUCCUCACAGCCCACAGGCCUGAUUAGCAUGAGCAAACCCUCUUCAUUUCACUCGAGCAGUUCAGACUCGGCCUUGCCCGGGAUCUGCAAAGAUCUGAUAGCUGCCACGGUUUCCCGUUUACGUGCCAGUUCAUCAGAGGAAGCGAGCGAGAGCCUGGCAGACAAACUCACCCUGGACCUUCUGUCCAUUUAUAACGCUGCAAACUCCAUCGCAGGCUUGUACGAGCAGCUGGAUGACAACAGCCAGGAGAACUUGUUUGCAUGCAGCCCUGAAGCACAGACUCAUCUUGUGAGAGCUACCUCAGCUAUCGAGAGAGCCGUGUUCGUUACCACGCACUGGGUCUCCCAUAUCAACUCCAGCACUCAGUCGGUCUCUCAAACAGUAGAGCAGCUCAGGACUGAAGUAAAGAAUACAGGAGGAUAUUUUCAGCUCCUUGUUCAGGGCUGUGAAUCUGAAAUCUCCUCUAUGGUGACAGAGGCCCAGAGGAAGAUGGGUAGGAGUACAGACGCAGCUCUGAGUGCCACCGCCCACCUGGCAGCAGUAACGGGUACACCUCUUCAUCCGACCGACCGUGAAUCAGACACUGUAGGAAAAAGGUCUGCUGGGGUGUGUCUACGGGAGGGAACGCGCCGAGGCGUCAGAGCUCUCCUCGAGGAGGCUCUCCUCAUCAGCCGAGAGAUGCUAAGACAUGCUCAGUUAGCUCAACCUAAAGCUCAGAUUUUACAAAACCUUAAAAUGAAAAUGCUGGAGGUGGCAAAACAUUUGCAAAGCUACGUUCACUGCAACAUGUUGGAGAAGCCUGACCCUAUGGAGAACGAUCCAGAGGGAGCCACUGCUGUACAGAUGGAACGUUUGAGAAACACGGCCUCCAAGCUCUUUCAGCUAAACCGUGCUCUCCAGCAGCUUCACUCCUCCUUGUCUCGCACUCUGAGAGGUCGAGGCAGCGAUGUUGGUCUCAGGUCAUUCAGAGAUACAGUCCAGUCUUUGACCAAGACCAUUAGCGGCCUUGUGCAUGGAUUACCGCGGCAGACAGACGUUUGCCCUGCCGGUACUCUUCAGCUGCCAUGUUUAAAGAGCGUCAUGGAUGCACGAGAUGCCCUGCACUCUGCAUUAUGCCUUCUAGCUGAACUGUUCGAUGAGAGCUGUGAAGAAAAUGUGGGAUCCAUGAGAACCUUCAUGAAGGUUGAGAUACAGGAACCAGCUCAAGGCCCAAGAAGCCAAACCGUUCCGAAAAUGGUGUACUCACUGUCUUCGGGUGUCGGCUCGUGCUCCAGAGACAUUCGCUGGGUUUGAGCUGUCUCAUAUCUGAUUCACAAUGAGAUCUUGGAGAAAUGUUCUCGACACUAGUUUAUAAAGAGAAUACUGAAGAAAUUUCCGACAUGUAAAUUUUUCCAUCAAGAGGUACUGUAAUAUUAAAUGCGCAAAUAUAACAUGUCUAGAUACUUUUUUUUUUUAACAUGUGAUUAUGCUUGUGUGGGGAUAAAUAUUCCUUUUCCUGUUGGAGUAAGUGCUUGUUUAUGUAUAAUAUAGAUAAGGGCUUAUAUUUCUUGUAUAUUACCAAGGAUAUAGUAAUAAGGUGUAGUUGGUAAUACAAAAAAUAAUUUUCUUCUUUUUUUUAAAUAAAUAAUUUUUAUUUCUAAAACUCACUCAUUACUCUUCACU